Molecule: messenger RNA, 681 nt
Organism: Paramuricea clavata
Lineage: Eukaryota; Metazoa; Cnidaria; Anthozoa; Malacalcyonacea; Plexauridae
Source: the annotation of a GenBank genome assembly
AUGGAUGCUCUGAUUCCCGAAAAGCAUUUAACUUGUCACGAACAGGCGCUACUCGAAGGGAUAAAAAAUGAUCCAACAUCCUUGCAGGAUGUAAUCUUGGAACAUGAACAUACGGGAAACAUUGACAAAGAUCAUGUCGAUGAUAUCAUUGGUACUGUGAUGAUCAGCCUUGUAAGUAAAAUAUUAAUUUACCUUAACGAGUUUAGAAGAGGACUGGAUCUUUAUGGUUUACCAGCCUUGAUACAAGCCAACAGUGAUUUGUGCAAGCAUCUGUUUGUUAGAGGGGAAGGAGGCAAAGCACCAGAUGCCAAUUAUUUAUUGUCAUGCUUAAUGCCAAAUUAUUCCGAAGAUGGAAGCUCCCGACGAGCCGUGGAAGAACAAAUGGUUGACCACUUCCAAGAUCUGUUAAUAAGUUUGGAAGACGACGAGCAGGUGACGGGUUACACUGAAGCACUAGCAUGGAAUGCUAUUUUGGAUAUUGCAAACACCGAAGGAAACGAUAAGGAAACUGGUUCGUACCAGUCACCAGAUCUUACACCAGCGGGUGUACUGGGAUGGCUAACGGGUCAAAAACAUGUACCGAUCAAUGAGGAUAAUUUAAAAAUACAUGUUGAUUUUGAUCAUGACUGUUGGUUGUUGGAGCAUGUGGCAGAAAUGUUACUUUGCCAGUUGAACACAUGA